AUGGCGCUGUGCGACUCCGUGUCCUGCUUCGUGGGCGUCCCCGCCGCCCCGGCCCAGCGCCCUUCGCCGGCCCUCCGCGCCUCCCUCUCCGAGCCGCGCGUCGAGAGCGGCGCGAGCUCGGGCUUCAACACCGCCGCCGCGUGCUCGCUCGUGGCGGCUGGCGUCGUGGGCGCGGCCGCGAGCCGCCGUCGCUCCUCCGCCAAGGUGGCCAGGCAGGCGGUCGGUGUGGGCAUCAACGGCUUCGGGCGCAUCGGGCGCCAGGUGGCCCGCAUCGUCAUGAAGGACCCGGAGACGGAGUUGAAGCUCGUGAACGCGAGCUACGACGCCGAGUACCUCGCCUAUCCAGCUAUGAAGUACGACUCGAUCCACGGCAGGUACGACGGCACCAUCGAGGUCGACGGGGACUCCUUGGUGAUCGAUGGGCACAAGGUGGCCCUGUCGCACACCCGCGACCCGGCUGAGAUCCCUUUCAAGGAGCACGGGGCGGAGUACGUCUGCGAGUCCACCGGCGUGUUCCUGACCGACGAGAAGAUCCAGCCGCACCUCAAGGCGGGCGCGAAGAAGGUCGUGUUCUCGGCCCCGGCCAAGGACGACAGCCACACCAUCGUGAUGGGCGUGAACCAGGACACCUACAAGAGUGACAUGAGUUGCGUGUCGUGCGCAUCGUGCACCACCAACGGCCUCGCCCCCAUGGUGAAGGCCAUCAACGACGCGUUCGGUAUCAAGCGGGGCCUGAUGACUACUAUCCACGCCAUGACCGCGUCUCAGCCAACCGUGGACGGGGCGUCGAAGAAGGACUGGCGCGGUGGCCGUGCGGCAUCUGGCAACAUCAUCCCCUCCUCCACCGGGGCGGCCAAGGCGGUGGCGAAGGUCGUGCCGGAGGUGGCGGGCAAGCUCACGGGCAUGGCCUUCCGCGUGCCCACGAUCGACGUGUCGGUCGUGGACCUCACUUGCGAGCUGGAGAAGGCGACGACCUACGAAGAGAUCUGCGCCGAGAUCAAGCGGCGCUCCGAGGGCGACAUGAAGGGGUUCUUGGGCUACUGCGACGAGGCCCUCGUGUCCACGGACUUCGAGACGUGCCCCAUCUCCAGCACCUUCGAUGCCAAGGCGGGCAUCAUGCUGGACUCCACGUUCGUGAAGCUCGUGGCCUGGUACGACAACGAAUGGGGCUACUCGUGCCGUGUUGUUGACCUCAUCAAGCACAUGGCCAAGGUCGACGGAGCAUAA
Molecule: messenger RNA, 1227 nt
Organism: Prorocentrum cordatum
Lineage: Eukaryota; Dinophyceae; Prorocentrales; Prorocentraceae
Source: the annotation of a GenBank genome assembly